Molecule: messenger RNA, 1794 nt
Organism: Lachancea lanzarotensis
Lineage: Eukaryota; Fungi; Ascomycota; Saccharomycetes; Saccharomycetales; Saccharomycetaceae
Gene: SAS10
Product: LALA0S05e08416g1_1
Exons: 1
Coding region: 1-1794 (597 amino acids)
Biological process (GO): maturation of SSU-rRNA from tricistronic rRNA transcript (SSU-rRNA, 5.8S rRNA, LSU-rRNA)
Cellular component (GO): nucleolus; small-subunit processome
Source: RefSeq, a predicted model, not a curated record
AUGGCUCGUAAACCGGUCAGAAAAGCGAGGUCUAGAACCGAAAAUGUGGAAGACCCAUAUGGACGCAAUGAAGUUGACGAUUUUGCAGCUAAACGUGAGAAAGUGUUGCUAGAUCAGGCCAAUAUCGUAGCAGAAGCCAGUGAGGAGGACGACGAGCGUUUGUUGGAAGAUGAAGACGAGGAAGAGGUGCUUGGGGUCGAAAGCGAUGAGGACGAAAGUGAAGAAAGUGAAGCCGCAGAGGAAUUGGACGGCGAGGCAGCCUUCAGACAAGUUUUUGGCCGGAAAAUGGAUGCUGGCGGUGCCGGAGAAGCUGAGGAUGAUGGCGAUGCAAUGCUGGACAACGACACGGCGUGGGGAUCGACAAAAGGUGAAUACUACGGUGCCGACGAUCUUGAUGACGAUGAGACUGCUAAGGAGAUCGAAAAAGAAGCUCUGCGCCAGCAACGCAAGCACCUUGCUGAUCUGGACAUGAAUGACUAUCUCGACGAAGAAGUAGAGCAGGACUGGGCCCAGAGCGCGAAGAAGUUUACACUGGGACAGUUUCAAGAAGCUACCAACGCCCAAGGCGCCAGCGACACCACAGCCAAGGCCAAAGACAUUCUUUCAAUGGAACCCGAGGCGAAAGAGCGUCUUCUGCGAACUUGGUGUCCCGAAUUUUUUCCUCUGUCAAAAGAGCUGGCCCGCUGGUCUUCCGAGCUGGACCACUUGAAAAGCCAGCAGCAAGUGGACGAAGUCUCAAGUUUGAAGAUCGCUGCUCUUUCGUCUUAUUUGGGUACUAUUUCGUCCUACUUUGCGAUAUUACUGCAUGAGGUUCAAACGAAUGAUGACUUUGCAGGAAUGAAGGACCACCCAAUCAUGGAAUCUAUCCUCACAUCCAAGGAAGUAUGGAGACAAGCACAGGAACUGCCGGAGAAUAUAUUAGAAAAUCAAGGUGAGGAACAAGAAUCCGACAAUGAGGAGACCUCGGAUCUCGAAACUUUGGACGAGGAUCUUCUCCAAAGUCACGGUAAUGAGCAAUCUACAGACCCUAGCGAACAAGAGGCAGCAUCAGAAGAAGAUGAGGACGACGCAUUUGAUUUUGAUGUCACUGAAUCUCGUGUUGCCAAAAAGAAUGACACAGCUUUUGCCGGCGCUGAAUUAGACGAUUUCGCAGAAACAGAGACUGCGGAUGUCGAUGCACAAGAAAAGAAAGCACGUAAGAAAACACUGCGAUUCUACACUUCUAAGAUUGAUCAACAGGAAAACAAGAAAGUCGACCGGUAUAAAGGUGAUGACGACAUUCCAUACAAGGAGAGGCUAUUUGAGAGACAGCAGAGACUAUUGGAAGAAGCACGCAAGAGGGGUCAAUCUGUUUCUGAGGAUACCCAACUGGAUGCUCAGGAGUAUAACUCGGAAGAUGAGAAAGUUGCCAACACGAUUAAUAGAGACGCUUCAACCGAUUAUUACACCGCUACUCAGCAGGCUGGUGCCCAGAAAAAACAUGCACGUCAACAGGCACACAAGGAUGCUGUGUUGGCAAGCAGAAGUGGCAAACUUGCUGAGCUAUCUAGCGACAUGGAUGACAACACGAAGCGUGCAGUUGGGUACCAAAUAAUGAAAAACAAGGGUCUCACACCUCAUCGUAAAAAGGAUAACCGUAACUCGCGUAUCAAGAAGAGAAAGAAGUAUGACAAAGCACAGAAGAAGCUCAAGUCUGUUCGUGCAGUCUACUCUGGCGGACAAACCGGCUCUUAUGAGGGUGAAAAGACAGGUAUCAAGAAAAAUCUCACAAGAUCCGUUAGAUUUAGAGAUUAA